GCGCGGCCGCGCCUCCGCCCGCGCUCGGCCAUGGGCGCUGCGCUGCGCUCGGCGCGGGGACCUGCGGGCACCGCCACCAGGAUCGACCUGAAACACGGAUAUGCAUUGACAAAGGAGUUGGAAUAAGACUGAGUCCUGCUCUGUGAUAUUUAUAUACCUGGACCAUGAACUUACUGUUUGGCUUCAUGAUUUAGGAACCUUUGUAGUAACUGUGUGAAGCUGUUGGGAAUCAUGGCAUUCUCUCCAUGGAAGCUGUCCUCUCAGAAACUUGGCUUUUUUCUAGUGACUUUUGGGUUUAUUUGGGGAAUGAUGCUUCUACAUUUUACUAUUCAGCAGCAAACACAACAUGAAAGCAGUUCAGUCCUGCGUGAGCAAAUUUUGGAUCUCAGCAAAAGAUAUAUCAAAGCUUUAGCUGAAGAAAAUAAAAAUGUGGUUGAUGGACCUUACGUGGGGACAGUGACAGCUUACGAUUUGAAGAAGACUCUUGCUGUCCUGUUGGAUAAUAUCUUGCAGCGCAUUGGGAAACUGGAGUCCAAGGUGGAAAAUCUUGUCCUUAAUGGAACAGGAGCAAACUCUACCAACAAUACUACUACUUCUACUCCCAUCUUAGGAGCAGUUGAAAAGCUUAAUGUAGCAGAUCUCAUAAAUGGAGCCCAAGAGCAGUGUGAAUUGCCUCCUAUGGAUGGUUUUCCUCACUGUGAAGGGAAAAUAAGGUGGAUGAAAGAUAUGUGGCGAUCUGAUCCCUGUUAUGCAAGUUAUGGUGUAGAUGGGUCCACGUGCUCCUUUUUUAUUUACCUCAGUGAGGUUGAAAAUUGGUGUCCUCGUUUACCUUGGAGAGCAAAAAAUCCUAAUGAAGAGACUGAUCAAAAAACAGUGGCUGAAAUUCGCAUCAACUUUGAUAAUCUCUACAAAAUGAUGUCAAGACAUGAGGAGUUCAGGUGGAUGAUGUUGCGCAUCAGACGAAUGGCUGAUACCUGGAUUGAAGCAAUCAAAUCACUUGCAGAAAAACAGAAUUUGGAGAAAAGAAAACGAAAAAAGAUCCUUGUUCAUUUGGGGCUUUUGACAAAAGAAUCUGGAUUCAAGAUUGCAGAAAAUGCGUUUAGUGGUGGCCCACUUGGUGAAUUAGUCCAGUGGAGUGAUUUAAUUACAUCUCUCUACUUACUGGGCCAUGACAUCAGGAUUUCAGCUUCACUGGCAGAGCUCAAGGAGAUUAUGAAGAAGGUUGUAGGUAACAGAUCUGGCUGCCCUACACAGGGAGAUAAAAUUGUAGAACUCAUUUACAUUGAUAUCGUGGGACUCACUCAGUUUAAAAAAACCCUUGGUCCAUCAUGGGUUCAUUACCAGUGUAUGCUAAGAGUUCUGGAUUCCUUUGGAACUGAACCAGAGUUUAACCACGCCCACUAUGCCCAGUCUAAAGGGCACAAGACACCAUGGGGAAAGUGGAACCUUAAUCCACAGCAGUUUUAUACAAUGUUCCCUCACACUCCAGAUAACAGCUUCCUUGGAUUUGUGGUAGAGCAGCACCUGAAUUCCAGUGACAUUAAGCAUAUUAAUGACAUCAAAAGGCAGAAUCAAUCUCUUGUCUAUGGCAAAGUAGAUAAUUUCUGGAAGGAUAAGAAGGCUUAUCUGGAUGUCAUCCACACCUAUAUGGAGGUCCAUGGAACUGUUCAUGGGACAAGCACUAUGUAUAUUCCUGGCUAUGUAAAAAACCAUGGGAUACUCAGUGGGCGGGAUUUGCAGUUUCUACUGAGAGAAACCAAACUGUUUGUUGGUCUUGGAUUUCCAUAUGAAGGACCGGCUCCCUUAGAGGCCAUUGCUAAUGGAUGUGCUUUUCUAAAUUUAAGAUUUAACCCACCAAAAAGUAGCAAAAACACAGAUUUUUUCAAAGGCAAACCUACACUCCGAGAGUUGUCAUCUCAGCAUCCCUAUGCUGAAGUUUACAUUGGGAAGCCCCAUGUCUGGACUGUAGACAUCAAUGAUCUUUCUGAAGUUGAGAAGGCUGUGAAAUUAAUUUUGAAUCAAAAGAUUGACCCUUAUUUGCCCUAUGAAUUCACAUGUGAGGGAAUGCUUCAGAGGAUGAAUGCAUUUAUUGAAAAACAGGAUUUCUGUCACGGGCAGGUGAUGUGGCCUCCAUUAAGUGCCCUUCAAGUAAAAAUUGCUGAACCCGGAAAAUCCUGUAAACAGGUUUGUCAGGAAAGCCAGCUCAUCUGUGAGCCUUCCUUCUUCCAACAUCUUAACAAGGACAAAGCUUUGCUUAGGCAUAACAUCGAAUGUCUCACCAUGGAGUCUGCAAAUGAUAUUCUGGUCCCCUCUUUUGAUGCAAGAAGGAAGCACUGUGUUUUCCAAGGUGACCUGUUACUGUUCAGCUGUGCUGGAUCCCACCCCACCCACAGAAGGGUCUGCCCCUGCAGAGACUAUAUCAAGGGGCAGGUCGCUCUUUGCAAAGACUGCCUAUAGCAGCAGCAGGGCUGCUUUGAGUUGGGGACAAAAUGUAAGUAGUUUGGAGAGGAGCUACUUAUUACUUCCUGCACUUUUGUCCAGGUUUUUUCGCUGCAGGCAGAGCUAUCAUUGCUGGGCAGAAUUGUCUUCUAAGAGAGGAGGGGUUCAUAAUAGACAGCUCACUGAUCUGUUUUUCCUGUAAGGACGUUUGCAGUGUAACUCUUCAGACUUCUUCACCUGUUUGCAAAGAGAAACAAGUUUCAUGUUCGACAGUGAUUUGAAGAUGACAGCGCAGAAUAGGUUGUAGAAAAUUUCCAGACCUAUCAAAUUUCUGGUUUUGUUGUUUGGGUGAAGUGUUUUCUAUUUUUUAAUGAGUUAGGACAUCCCUCAUCAUGAUUAGCUGAAGUAUUUAAACUUCAUUCCAGUAGAAAAUUGAAAAAAGUGUGCUUGAGGGAGGGGGGUGCCAGGAAGGAAGGACUAACAUUUUAUUCUAGGUGCACUGGUUUGGGUACAGCUUUAGCUUGAAUGGCUACAAAGUCGUUUACUUCACAAAAACUUGGAAUCACAAGAGAGGUCUGUACCCUAUUAUUGGGUUAUUUGGGCCCAGUUCUGGUUUUUUUCCUUUUUUUUUUUUUUUUUUAUUGAAUCUUUGUAUACAACAAGGUAUUGUCUGCAUCACAGCUGCUGCAUCAGAGCAGUCUAAACAGAGUGUAACGAAUGAGCAAACAGGCAGUUGACAGCAUGUGACACAUCUUGGUGACUGGAUAACUGCAAGGGCUGUGGCAUUCUUCAGUGUGGAAAAGCUACAAAAACAUACUGCCAUUUUUGGAAUGGACUCAUCACAGUUUACUGGUCCCAUUUAGAGAGUAAAUCCUCGGAAUUUGCCCAUGCUUCUGUUGUAGUCUGUCUACUAGAAAUACUGUGUGAAGCAAAAAGUAUUCAGCAUAUUGGAGCAAUAUUAUCGUUAGAACCUCAUUUUGCUAUGGCUUCCAGUAGUUAAAGUGUUGCUGAAUGACAUAGAAAGGUAAAACUAAGCUAACUAUAAUUAUUGUAUGGUAGAAAUGUAAAAUGUCUUCAUAACUAGCUCGGUUUUUAAAGAGAAAUUUUUUCUGAAGAAUAAGUAAGAGGAAACAAAGUACUGCAAAGAAAAGCAUUGAUCAAUCUCAUGGGUUCCUUGUUUGAUUUUCUAGUUUUAGGGGCUUGUUUGUUUCCUUUUUAUUUUUUUUUAGCAAGCACACCAAUUACAAAUUUAGGGGAAAGAAACAAUUCAGGAGUUCAGAAUUCAAAUCAAACUUCAGUUUUUUAGAGCAGCAAGUUAACUCUUCUUAACUGCCUUCUUUUUAUAGAAGUAAUUUUUGUUAUUUUCAGCAGAAGGUGACGUGCUUGACAGCACCAUUUGUAGUCAGGAAAUUAUGUGCUAAGAUUAGUGAGAAACAAAUCUGCAGUGUCUGCAGGUUUGCAACUGGGACACGCUCUCACUAUGCUGGAAAAAACCCUCAAAUCAAGACAAACAUUUUUUUCAUAAAGAUUAACCAGCGUCACCAGGUAAUCAUGAAAAGUAUAGAUACUUUACAUUUUCCUUUCUUGGAUAUAUCUGGUUGGUUCAGAUUGUUUUUGUAAGUGGCAUUCAUUAUCUGUGUGGGAAUAUUGAUGGGUCUAGCGACCUACCAAAGACCAAGCAAGGCAGAUGCUAUUUCACCUUGGAUAAAUUCUCCAGCCCAAUAUACAUUUAAAGUUUAAAUUUGAAAGCAAUGAAUGAACCUUUUCAAGCCUCUGGUUUCCUGCCUCAGCACUCCUGACAGUGUAGCACUCCUGUAACACUCCAUAACAUCCCUCUGGACUACACAGGAGCCUAAUCCUGGGGGAUUGUUGAGUAUCCAAAAAGGGUCUGUGGGAGCUGUUGAACAGCAGGGCCACCAGGAUCUGGGUUUGAUGGUGGGAAAAUCUACUGUAUUUUAGAGUAAUUUUUCAGAAACAGAACAGCUGGGUUCUUUAAUGGGAGGCAAAGUUUUUAUACGAAAAGAAAACAAAUGCAAACCAGUAUGAAAAUCCUUCCUGCUGCCACAGCUCAGCAUUUGCUUCAGUCAGCACAAAUGUAUAUUGCAAAAGUUUGCAAUAGUUUUACUACCCUGGCAAAGCUGGGGGAGGAUGAUUGGAAAUGGGUCUGAGCAGGCGCAACAAUGAAUUCUGUAUUUAUAUGAAAUAUCCCCUGCCUACCUGUGCAUAUCUGUGCAACUAGAAAAGCCUGAGUAUCUAAGUGUAUGUACUUCCAGCUGGUGCCAAAAGUAAAGGCAAUAGUAGGACUUGUCUUUGCCAGUUCAGCCUGAGGUUCUUCAGGCAGGAAUUUAGUUUGGACUGAGAUAUCACAGAACUAUGUCGGAAACAAAGAUUUGUGCGUGCGCACCUGAAGAAUGCAAAACGUGGGUUUUGCUGUAGUGUAAUUCUUUGCUGUAAAUACAUAUUUGCUUGUUCCCCCCUUGCUGUAUGGCCCCCAUGACACACUGCAUUUGAUUUUGCCUCUAAACCUUUAAAGAUGGGAGGGAUUUGGUAUUUGUUAUUAUAAGAUUUUCUGGUCUAGUGCUUUGCUCAAUGCUAAGUUUGCCUUUACCACAGCAGGGAGAGUUUAUUCUAAGCUCUGUUUUUCCAUGCUGUAGCACUGUUUCUAGUCUGCUGAACUGAAUUACUGCAUUCUGGCAAAAAUGAAACAGCAGCACCGAUGCCGCUUGCAUUUCAGCCAGGGACACAACAUCCAAAUUGGGUUCAGAGUCACUUGUCUCUGAUCCGAUUUCCACUGAAACCUGUAGAGAAGAUUCAUUAAUCUUAAAGAAAAAAGAACCAAGACCUACAGCUUCAGUCUAAAUUUCUGUAAAAGGAGAUUAUCAUGUGAGAACUGUAAGUGCAUAAACUUUGCAAGCAUUGCUCACUCAACUCCGUUCAGCACUCCCAUCGCACAGCGUGUUCCUUCAUGCAGGUAGAUAAGUGAAUCCUUCUGCAUAUAAGCACUCAGGCAAAUCCAUGUGGGACUAUUUGAAAGUCUGAGUAAUUUACAAAAACCUAUAAUAUAUAUCCACAUUUCAGGAUAGCGGGCAGCCUUCUGUCCAGGUUCCAUAAGUAUUUUCUUUCCUAAUUAAAGAAUAAAGGUGUAGUCCAAUUCUUGCACUUAAACAAGGAAGUUAGAGAUGGGACUGUGCUGCUGUCGUCAGUCUGAGAGUAAAGCUUGCAGCUUCCUUUGCUCAGAAGCCAGGUUUUUGCAUGACUGCAUUUGAAUAUAUUGAUCUGUGAUUGAUGGGGAAAAAAAUGUCAAAAAUUGAAUACAAAACCAUUUUACAAGCUUUUAAACAUAUCUCUCAUAUCAAGACAUUCUUUGUUUUAAAAUUUUGUAUUUUUGUAUGUGACCUAGUUUUUUUUCAAAAAUCUUGUUCCUACGAGAUUAGAAAACUUGAGAGAAGCAUUUACAUAUUUAUUAAAAUUAACAUAAAAGGCUUGCCUUUGAAAGGUAAAGUUGGUAAAUACACACUGUUUAAAAAUGCCAAUAAAAACCUCAUUUAUUUCAUA
Molecule: messenger RNA, 5994 nt
Organism: Corapipo altera (White-ruffed manakin)
Lineage: Eukaryota; Metazoa; Chordata; Aves; Passeriformes; Pipridae
Gene: MGAT5
Product: alpha-1,6-mannosylglycoprotein 6-beta-N-acetylglucosaminyltransferase
Exons: 17
Coding region: 232-2457 (741 amino acids)
Biological process (GO): protein N-linked glycosylation
Cellular component (GO): Golgi apparatus
Molecular function (GO): alpha-1,6-mannosylglycoprotein 6-beta-N-acetylglucosaminyltransferase activity
Source: RefSeq, a predicted model, not a curated record